Molecule: messenger RNA, 1548 nt
Organism: Gadus macrocephalus (Pacific cod)
Lineage: Eukaryota; Metazoa; Chordata; Actinopteri; Gadiformes; Gadidae
Exons: 5
Coding region: 649-1260 (203 amino acids)
Source: RefSeq, a predicted model, not a curated record
CAGCAGAACCAACCGGCCUGUGUUCUAGUUUGCCACAAGUCUUCAGUACUUUCUUAUGUGAACAAUCAAAUCAAACAGUGAAACCUACCUCCUGAGUCACAGCCGAAGCUUUCAUAGAAUAUAAGAUAUCAAAGUAAGAGGGAAAGAGAGGUGGAUUCACACACACACACACACACACACACACACACACACACACACACACACACACACACACACACACACACACACACACACACACACACACACACACACACACACACACACACACACACACACACACACACACACACACACACACACACACACGUCCUGUGUGCACAGUGGAAAUGUAUUGUACCGGACAAAGACUGGUUGGGUGAGGCACACAUCUCCCAACACCAUGGUCUCCAUGUGUCCCAGAAAGAGGUGUUUUUAGACGACUAGUAUGCAAGUAUGCAACGUUGUUGUAGACAAUUGGAUUUAGUUGCUACGAAGAGUUUGCAGUGUAGUGUUGAUCCAUCGAUCCAUAUAUUAUCUAUUAUCUAUGCUUAACAUAGAAACAUAAACCCAAGUACAGACACACACAGACGCAGAUUCACACACAGACGCACACAAAUAACGUCAGAAAUUAAACAGAAGGAAUUGAAUGGUGUGCGUUCACCAGUGAGAAUGGGGAUGUGCCCAAAACAAAGGGCUGGGCUACGACAACACCUACUCCUCUACACACCUGCCAACCUUCUGGCCAUCGAGACUUUAUUGCAGUUCAAGCAGGUUGAUUGUAAAUUCUCUCUCACGAACAUCCGAGCAUCUCCAGCCAAUAGGAUGACCCGCGCUGUCUUGUCCAUCCUGGUGAUCUUUGUGUGUCUUGCACCGAUGCUGGAGGUCAACAGCACAACGGGUGACCUCAAGAAGAAUAAUGAUGCUAUGGAAUUGUACAUCAAUUCCUUGAAGGGUGACCUCAAGAAGAAGAAAGAAGCCAUGGAAUUGCGCUUCAAUUCAUUAAAGGACUACUACAACACUGAGAAGGACGCCCUCGCUGAAAGGAUCAGAGAGCAAAAUCGACUGCACGCUACUUUGGCCAAGUUAGAACAAUACAGUGGGCCCGAGUUUGCGGCAAUCAAGAAGAUACUUGAGACACUGAAGGAGUCAAACUCUGAACUAAAUGCUAAAUUUCUCCUGAUGACUGAAGUCAGUGACCACAAGUUUCAGAUCAUCCAGAAGAAAAUUGAGGGAAUCAAAGACUUAGUCCAUGAAACCGAGGUGAACAAAGAUGAAUUAUAAUCACACCUUAUUAACAUCAGCAUUAGUUAAUGCAGUGAUGAGAUUUAUUUAAAGCAUUGAUAGGGGUUAGAGUGAAUGGGUUCAUCAUCGCUGAUGCGUCACUGCGUCACACACAGGAUGAGGGAGGCUGGAACCUGUUGGCCCGUGUCAGAAAGUGUCAGUCAGGGUCAGGUAGUUUAGGUUUCUGACUGCUUUAUGGUUUUUUGGUUGAGGUCUUUCUUUUCACUAUAUCUGUUCUGUCUGCCUUUGUAUAAGAUAUGUAAACUCAUAAAUAAAUGUUUUGUCAUA